This is a messenger RNA of Cavenderia fasciculata, 480 nucleotides long. It is a transcript of the gene psmB2, whose product is annotated as proteasome subunit beta type 2. Gene Ontology annotation, molecular function: peptidase activity. Lineage: Eukaryota; Evosea; Eumycetozoa; Acytosteliales; Cavenderiaceae. Gene Ontology annotation, cellular component: proteasome core complex; proteasome core complex, beta-subunit complex; nucleus. The transcript has a single exon. The record is from RefSeq and is a predicted model, not a curated record. The coding region runs from base 1 to 480 and encodes 159 amino acids.
AUGGCACUCAUAGACACACACAAACUGAUCAUGUCGGCAGGAGAACAUGGUGACCGUAGUCAAUUCAUAGAGUUUGUUUCCAAAAACUGUAAAUUAUAUAACCUCCGUAACGGCUAUGCCCUCAGCACAGCAGCCACUGCCAAUUUCACCAGAUCCGAACUUGCUACAGCCCUUCGUAGUCGUCCAUACAAUGUCAAUUUGAUUAUAGCCGGAUACGACAAGGAACACGAAGGGUCCAUCUACUAUAUGGACUAUUUGGCUUCGAUGGUCAAGCUCGAUUUUGCUUGCCACGGAUACGCCGCCUACUUUUUAUUAGGUCUUUUGGAUCGUCACCAUAAAAAGGAUAUGUCCUUUGAGGAAGGUAUGGCCUUGUUAAAGAUGUGCACCCAAGAAUUGAAAACUCGUUUCUUGGUUGGUGGAAAAUUCAUGAUAAAACAUAUUAAUCAAGAUGGUGUCAAACAAAUUCCUUUCAUCAAUUAA